AGAUUAAGAAGCAGCGAGAAGCCGCAAUGACAACAGCUACAGCCACAUCAGUGUCUCCAGAAAGGAUCGCACCAGAUGACGAUGCAGAGGCUCUGCGUGCUCGACUAGCUGCUGCGUUGAAUCUGUUGGGCCAAGUACAAGCUCUAAGCCGUCACGGUGUGAGUUUGAUCACCGGAACGAACAAUCCGGACCUGGGAGACCUUCACUUACUAUCAGCUGCAUCGGCACGCACCAGUACAGCAGUUCCGGACUCGCCGUCGUCUUCUCCUAAUGAAGAUGGCCAACAAAACGACGAAAAGGACCCUGAAGAUUCUUCUGUGAAGACAGAUAAGGAAACUGCAAGGAAAAUGGCGACUAAGGAGGUGCCAAGCAAGGACCAAAUGGAAGACGCUGUCAACGGAGCAGCGGAGCCCAAGUCGUCACCACUCAAGUUGAAGCGCGAAAAGAAGAAAGCGUUCAAGCAGGCGGCCCCUCUCUCUGCUGCAAUCGAAGCCAAUGCUGCCUCAGCAAUUGCAGCAAUGGCAUCAGUCAAUAGCAGCGCCAAGAGCUCGCCGAGUGAAGCUAGCACCGCAGCCGCCAAUGGUGACGGGGAGGGCGACUGGGAAAUGCUGGAGUGAGGGCGCUGGAUAAAAUGCUUGUAGGUGUUGAAAAAUGACGUACUCUUGCUUCCACUAUCGCAAAUUUUGCAGAUCAAUUUCGAGUAUCAACGCUCAAAUGCUAAUAUCAACCAAUCAACGA
Molecule: messenger RNA, 738 nt
Organism: Phytophthora nicotianae INRA-310
Lineage: Eukaryota; Oomycota; Peronosporomycetes; Peronosporales; Peronosporaceae
Exons: 2
Source: RefSeq, a predicted model, not a curated record